AUGCCUGUCGUUACCAGUGUUUCCAACGGUGCCCACUACGAUUUCAUCAUCGUUGGCGGUGGUACCGCAGGAAAUGUCGUCGCCGGUCGUCUCGCCGAUAACCCGAACGCCACCAUCCUCAUCGUCGAGGCUGGUGUCGGCAACCCGCAGCAAAUCGAAGAGAUCAUGACUCCAUCCAACGCCAUGGGUCUUCGAGGUUCCAAACACGACUGGGCUUACAAGACCACCAUGGUCAAGCGUGACGACUACGAACGUAUCGAGAAGCCAAACACCCGUGGUAAAGCCCUUGGUGGCAGUUCUUCUCUCAACUACUUCACCUGGAUUCCAGGAUGCAAGGCUACCUUCGACUACAUGGAGGAGUACGGUGGCGCGGACUGGACUUGGGAUAAGCUUUUGCCUUAUCUUCGCAAGUCGGCUACUUAUCACGACGACGAGGGUCUUUACCCCACCGAACUUUCCAAGAUUGGUUCCGGUGGCCCACUUAAUAUUUCCCAUGCCGAAUUGCUCCCUGAAUUGGCUCCUUUCCGUGAUGCUCUGACUAAGGCUUGGUUGUCUCAGGGCGGGACCCUUACUGAAAACAUUUAUGAUGGUGAUAUGAUCGGUCUCACUCAUUGUGUCGACUCUAUCUACCAGGGUCGCCGAAAUGGUUCUUUCCUCUUCGUUCCCGAUUCCAAGAAGAACAUUACUAUCUUACCAGAAGUUCAUAGCAAGAAGCUCAUCAUCGACAAGGCCAGUUUGACCGCCAAGGGUGUCACUGUUAUUGAUAAGAACGGCGAAGAACUCAGCUUCUACGCUGAUCGUGAAGUUAUCCUCUCCCAAGGUGUCUUCGAGUCUCCCAAACUUCUCAUGCUCAGCGGUAUCGGCCAAAAGAGCCAGCUCGAAAGUUUCGGCAUCGAAGUCCUCCUCGACUCCCCCCACGUCGGUCAAAACUUGAUCGAUCACCCAGCCGUCCCAUUCGUCCUUAAGGUCAAAGACGACCUCUGCAUGGACGACGUCCUCCUCCGCAACAACCAGAAAAACUUCGCCGCCAAGUCCACCUACGCCAAAGACCACUCCGGCCCCGUCGGUUCCGGUCUCCUCGAACUCGUAGGUUUCCCACGUAUAGAUGAGUAUCUCGAAAAGGACGCAGAAUAUAACCGUCGCAAGGCCGCCAACGGUGGUCUCGACCCUCUUUCUCCACACGGACAACCCCACUUCGAACUCGACUUCGUCGGAAUGUUCGGUUCCGCUUUCCAAUGGCACUACCCCAUCCCCAAGCAAGGUUCUCACAUCAGCGUCGUUGUCGAUUUAGUCCGCACCAUCUCCGCCCCCGGUGAAGUCACCCUCCAAAGCGCCGAUCCACUCGUCCAACCGGCCAUCAACCUUAACUUCUUCGCCGACGAACUCGAUAUCAUCGCUAUGCGCGAGGGUAUCCGUUUCAGCUACGAUGUUCUUACUAAGGGAGAAGCCUUCAAGGAUCUUGUAAUUGCCGAGUAUCCUUGGGAGAUGCCAUUGGAUGAUGAUAAAGCUAUGCGACACGCUGUCUUGGAUAGAUGUCAGACUGCUUUCCAUCCCCUUGGUACUAACCGUGUUUCUAAGGAUAUCACUCAGGGUGUUGUCGAUGAUAAGUUCAAGGUUCAUGGGAUUAAGAACUUGAGGGUUAUUGAUGCUUCGGCACUUCCGGUUAUGCCUGAUUGCCGUAUUCAGAACUCGGUUUAUAUGUGUGGUGAGAAGGGAGCUGAUGAUAUCAAGGCUGCACAUAACGAUCUCUAUUAG
Molecule: messenger RNA, 1755 nt
Organism: Orbilia oligospora ATCC 24927
Lineage: Eukaryota; Fungi; Ascomycota; Orbiliomycetes; Orbiliales; Orbiliaceae
Exons: 1
Coding region: 1-1755 (584 amino acids)
Molecular function (GO): flavin adenine dinucleotide binding; oxidoreductase activity, acting on CH-OH group of donors
Source: RefSeq, a predicted model, not a curated record